Molecule: messenger RNA, 714 nt
Organism: Dentiscutata heterogama
Lineage: Eukaryota; Fungi; Glomeromycota; Glomeromycetes; Diversisporales; Gigasporaceae
Source: the annotation of a GenBank genome assembly
ACUAUUUCUACUAUUACUUCACAUGCUAAAUGCAACGUUCUAAAGUACAAGAUCAUUGUUGUCAAUGAAAAUUCCACGGUUCGAGGCACAGGAGAAUGUUAUUUAGAGAUAAAAUGUAAAGUUUUAAGGGAAUUAUUUGUUCAUGAUUUAUCUCGGGACAACACCAUCCUUGCAAUUGCUAAUGGUUUAGAGGAUAAUAAUGAUAAUUUUCAUCUUUAUACCAACUACAAGACUUACAAAUCGUCAUUAAAAGCUAUAGUUGAAUUUAGCCACCAUAUACAGCCUUUAUUUUUGCUACCAGCGUUAGAAAAUCUGGAAUCGGGACUUGAUUACAAAAUAAAUUUUCGACCAGGAAAAGGUGAUAAAAUUGAAGAUUUACAUGAGCGAGUUGCCAAAAGAAUUUUAAAUGUCUGUCUAACUAAUGGAGGUCUUUACAUAAAAUUAGGCCAAGCGAUAGGAGUACAAUCAGCAAUUUUACCAGCAGCAUUCCAAAGGACAUUUAAACAAUUAUUCGAUGAUGCUCCAGCAGUUGACUUCGAUCGUGUAGUCAAAUUAUUUAAAGAAGACUUUAAUUGCCACCCUGAUGAAAUGUUUGAUGAUUCUGAACGUACAGCGAUCGCAUCAGCAAGCAUUGCUCAGGUUCAUCGCGCAAAACUCAAAAAUGGAACACCGGUUGCAGUCAAAAUACAGAAACCAGAUAUAAGACGGCAAAUG